AUGUUAGUUGAUUUGAACAUAUGUUUUCAGGAAUCAAAUUUGAGCUAUCGUGUUGGAGAAGUGAUGCAGUUAUUACAAGUGUUUCCAGUUAAUAUCAUUAUGGCAAUUUGCAUAUUCAUCACCAUAUCCCUCACAAACAUUUGUAGUAAUACAGUAACGGCAUCCAUCUUCAUUCCUAUUGUAGCAGAAUUGGCAAAAUCAUUGGAAAUUCAUCCACUAUACUUUAUGAUUCCCACCGCUCUCGCCUCUUCAAUGGCUUUCACUCUACCCGUGGCAACUCCACCAAAUGCAAUCAUUUUUGCAUCUGGCCUGUUACGUGUCAAUGAUAUAUUAUUGGCUGGAAUACUGGCCACUAUCGAAUGUGCUCUAUUAGAAAUGCUAUUUAUGAUGACAUGGGCAACAUACCUAUUCGAGCUGGACAAAUUCCCUCUCUGGGCCUAUACUCCAACAGAACUAGUAUACCGGAACCAUACUUUGUUUGAUAUAUUGGCUAAUGCAACGGCCAAAUAG
Messenger RNA from Acanthocheilonema viteae, 510 nucleotides. The record is from the annotation of a GenBank genome assembly. Lineage: Eukaryota; Metazoa; Nematoda; Chromadorea; Rhabditida; Onchocercidae.